AUGGCUUGGACCUAUAUGUUGGCUAUGCGGUUUGUUGACUCGUCUAACAACCUCUCCGCGUCUGCUGCUGAGAGGAACUGCCUCACAGCCCGAGUGCAGGAGCUUGAGGAAGAGCUUAAUGGAACCAAUGCUAAGUUGUCAGAGGUCCAGACCCAAUUUUCCAACUUGUCAUUGAAGAGGAAGGAAAUAAGGGCCAAGACUAAGAGGUUAGAAGGCAAGGUCACCCGCUUGGAGCGUGAGCUCCAGGAAGCCAAGGCCACUGCGGACACAUCUCAGCAGAGGGUUACCCAAUUGGAGGCCGAAGUCGAGGCCCUCAGGGCCGAGCUUCAGUCGACGCAGGAGAGGAAUGCUUCCUUGGAGACGGAGAGGGCCACCACCGAGUGCAGGUCCAUAGAUCGUGCCCUUUACAAUGUGUGGAGGCAAGAUCCUAAUUUUGACUUCUCCUCUUUUGACAUGGACUCCGAGAAUGUAUUCAACAUAUACAGUGCCCCCGAGGCUCCUGAAGCUCCCCUGAGCAAGAAGAAAAUGAGCGAACGGCUUCCCGAGGAAAGCAAUAAAGCACCUCCGGCCAAGAAAACCCAUACUUCAGGCCCUCCGGUAGACGGACCUUCAACAAACGUAACACCACCUCCUUCUCCUCUCGAGCAGCAAACUCCUCCUGCUCCUGUCGGGUCGACACCUUCCCCAUCUGCCCUAACCGACCAUACUCAGCAGGCUGCUCCUGCUUCCACAGGCGGCGACUUAUCGAGUCGCGCCUUAAGAUCGGUCAAAGACAGGGUAGCCAAAAUUUUGAAGCACGAACGCUGCCGAGAGGUGAUGGUUGUGACGGAGAUGAUGGACGUCGACCAGAUCUUAACCCGCGCAUUAAAUGAUUUUUCCAGUGUAAGCAAUGUUGACCCUUACUGCCAGCGGCUCCGCUCGGGUGCUAUCACCAAGCAGUCUAAGGCUUUGGAGCAACGACAUGUUGAAGAACUCAAGGCUGUCGAAGCGCAAUACGCUGAACAGCUUGAGGUAUUGCUUGAGGAGAAGAACAAACUGGUUGAGGAGUUAAGGGAGAAGCAAACUGCUUUGGAUAAGGCCGUGGAGCAAAGGGACAACUUCAAGGAGUCUAACCGCAUCAACUACCAUGCAGCUAAAAAGCUCGAGGAGGACUUGACCGCGAGCAGACAGGAGACCGCAACAUUGGAGCGCCAAAUCGAGAAGCUUGAAGAAACAAACGCCGACAAACUUGCCUGGAGCAAGAACGCCGCGGUUAAGUGUUUCUAUGACUUCUGGACACACAACCAAGAGGCUGAUUUCAGCUAUCUUCCCGAGCGCGCAAGGCAUGCUGAGAUAGCCUGCUGCGUUGCUCAAUUGGCGGAAGAAAAGAGAGCAAGGUACACGGCCUACGGGUCGUGA
This is a messenger RNA of Humulus lupulus (European hop), 1398 nucleotides long. RefSeq lists its product as uncharacterized. The transcript has 5 exons. The record is from RefSeq and is a predicted model, not a curated record. Bases 1 to 1398 code for a protein of 465 amino acids. NCBI's taxonomy places the organism in Eukaryota, Viridiplantae, Streptophyta, Magnoliopsida, Rosales, Cannabaceae.